This is a messenger RNA of Parnassius mnemosyne (clouded apollo), 1005 nucleotides long. The record is from the annotation of a GenBank genome assembly. Lineage: Eukaryota; Metazoa; Arthropoda; Insecta; Lepidoptera; Papilionidae.
AUGAAUAGUCUUUUUUUGUCUCCGGAACAUGUAUUGCAAGGUGGAUAUUUUCAUGAAACUCUUCGAAAAUUACAAGAACCAAACACUAGUAUACAACCGCACAAUAUUAUGUAUCCAGUGUUUUUGCUAGAAAAUGAGGAUGGCUUUCAGUCAGUUUCGAGCAUGCCAAAUGUCUAUAGGUACGGCAUUAACAAACUGAUACCUGCCCUCACAGAGCUGGUUGAAAAAGGAUUAAAAUCAAUUCUUAUAUUUGGAGUGGUGGAAACAUUGGAGAAGGAUGCAAUAGGCACAAAUGCUGACUCACCACAAAACCCGGUUAUAAAAGCAUUGCCCAAAUUAAGGGCUGCACUACCAAAUCUGGUAUUAGCCGCUGAUGUAUGCUUGUGCCCAUAUACUUCCCAUGGUCAUUGUGGUUUGCUGACACCAAAUGGUGCUAUCGACCAUGCUGAAUCAGUGAAGAGGAUAGCUGAGGUUGCCCUAGCUUAUGCUAAAGCAGGUGCUCAUAUAGUGGCGCCUUCAGAUAUGAUGGACAACAGAAUCAAAGCCAUUAAGGACGCUUUGGUCGCAAACAAACUACAGAACCAGGUCUCGGUGCUAUCGUAUUCGUGCAAGUUCGCGUCUUCAAUGUACGGCCCGUUCCGCGACACGAUGAAGAGCUCCCCGAUGGCCGGCGACCGCAAGUGCUACCAGCUGCCGCCCGGCAGUGCCGGUCUAGCCAUGAGGGCCGCUUGCCGGGACGUCGCGGAAGGCGCGGACUUUUUAAUGGUGAAGCCCGGACUGCCGUACUUGGACAUCGUCCGCCAGACCAAAGACAAGUUCCCGCAGCAUCCACUCUUCAUCUAUCAGGUGUCAGGUGAAUAUACGAUGAUAUGCCGCUGCGGUGAUAGCAACGAGGUGGAGACAACUCUUAUGGAGACUCUUACGUGCAUGAGACGAGCCGGAGCGGAUUGUAUAAUCACAUAUUUCGCCCCGUUAAUUUUAAGCAUAAUAUCAAAUAAACAAUGA